Molecule: messenger RNA, 1173 nt
Organism: Blepharisma stoltei
Lineage: Eukaryota; Ciliophora; Heterotrichea; Heterotrichida; Blepharismidae
Source: the annotation of a GenBank genome assembly
AUGAUUGAUUGUCUAGGUCUUGAAGUAACUGGCUCUAAAGAAGAAUCACUUGCUGCCAUUAACGAUUGCAUUAAAAGAGAUUUGAAUUAUGGAGAUACUAGCUACACCACCUUCCAAACCUUAAUUGACAAUGAUCCUGAAUGUCCAACGCUCAAGAUCCUUUAUAUCUACCUCAUGAUUUUACAAGAAGCUGACAAUAAAGAAAUUGCAAAUACCCUUUUACCUCAAAUUCAAAACUGCAAUAGUAGAGAAAGACUAUGAAUAAGAAGUCUUCUUACACUAUUAAAUGAAGGAGUCUGUGCGGCUAUUCCAAUCCUGUCUCAAAUUGUGGACGAAAACCCUAAAGACUUUUUUGCUGCCAAAUUUGGCAUUUUUAUGUGCCUCUGCACUGGGAGAAAGCCUGAAAUGCUAAAUAUCGUUAGCUAUCUCCAAAGAGAAAGUGAUCAUUGGCAGUCUGCAGAGUGCUGCAGCUUUAUUUGUUUUGGGUAUUUAGAAAACAAUCUUUUGAUUGAGUCUGAAAAUUAUGGCAGAAGAGCUUUGGAAUUAAAUCCUCACAAUGCCUGGGCGCAGCAUAAUAUUGGCCAUAUCUACGCUGCUAAAAAUGAGUUUGAAAAUGGAAUCCGAGUCUUGGAAGGACACUCAGAGGAUUGGAAAGGAAACUUUAUUUAUACCCACAAUUGGUGGCAUUUGGCUAUAUUUAAUGUGUUUUUAAGAAAUUUUGGAGCAGCUGAAGAAAUUUUCAGGACCCAUGUGUUGGGAAGAAAUUGGUGGGCUUCUGUAAAUGUCAUUAACAGCUUAGCAAUGCUGCUUUAUUUAGAUUUCUUUGGUAGAGACGUAGUUGGAUAUUUAACCCCUGAAUUUUUAGAAAUUCUGAGAAGCAAGAAAAUCCUUGGAGCAAAAAGAGGCUUAGUUUGUGCAAUGGUAAUCUGGGCUCUUUAUAAAGCCGGCCUUCAUAGUGAAGCUAUUGAAAUAAAGGACAGCCAACAAGGAGUCAUUAAAAAAGCAGCAGAAGUGCUGCUGAAUCUAGCAAGCGGAAAUAAAGCUGAAGCAAGAAGGAUUGCGACUGAGGAAAUCCCAAACAUUCAACUACUUGGAGGCAGCAUUGAGCAAAACCAAGCCUUGACAGACUGUCUUUCUAUGACCCGUACUGAAAUCUUUUAUAGUGAGGGAUAG